GACGUCACCACGGAGGCGUAGCUUAUGGAUGACAUUCACUUCCUGCUUCUUUGCUGCCCUGGUUUCGCCUGAUCAGCUGCUGGAGCUUUCCUCUGACGAGAGACGUUCAUCAUGUCACAUCAGACGGGCAUUCAAGCGGGCAAUGAUGUGAAGGAAAUUUUCGCCAGUGCGAAGAGUGGAGACCAGUACAGAGUCUUGAAGAUCGUCAUUGAGGAUGAGCAGCUUACUUUGGCCGCCACCAAGAAGUCGUCAAUGAAGUGGGAUCACGAGUAUGACUCCUUAUUGCUACCCCUCUUGGAGGACUGCAUGCCAUGCUACAUCCUCUACAGGUUGGACUCCAGCAACAACCAAGGCUUCGAGUGGAUCUUCCUGGCCUGGACUCCUGAACACGCUACUGUGAGAAACAAAAUGCUGUUUGCUGCUACCAGAGCCACACUGAAGAAAGAGUUUGGGGGCGGCCACAUCAAGGAUGAGAUUUUUGGCACCACAAAGGAUGACCUGAACCUCAGCGGAUACAGGAAAUAUCUGACCUCGCAGGCGGCACCGCUGCCCCUCACUGCUGCUGAGGAGGAGCUGAGACAGAUCAAACUACACGAGGUGCAGACGGACAUUAGUGUGGACUCCAAGCACCAGACGCUCCAGGGUGUGGCCUUCCCCAUCCACAAAGAUGCCGUGGCGGCACUUGAGCGUUUCAGGGAGCGGCAAAUCAACUACGUACAGCUGCAAGUGGACGCGGAGCAGGAGCUCAUCUGUUUGUGCAGCACCGAGCUAACAGAGUUGAAGGACCUGCCGUCCAGGAUCCCCAAAGACUCUGCACGCUACCACUUCUUUCUCUACAAACACUCUCACGAGGGCGACUACCUGGAGUCCACAGUGUUCAUUUAUUCCAUGCCUGGGUACAAGUGCAGCAUCCGAGAGAGGAUGCUCUACUCCAGCUGCAAAAACCCUCUGGUUGACAUGGUGGAAAACCAGCUGAACAUGGAGAUUGAGAAAAAGUUGGAAAUCGACAGCGGCGACGACCUGACCAGCGACUUCAUGUACGACGAGGUGCACCCCAAGCAGCAUGCGCACAAGCAGGCCUUCGCCAAGCCCAAAGGCCCGCAAGGGAAGCGGGGCGGCCGCCGCAUCACCCGAACCCCCGCCGACGAACAGGAGGACAAUUAAGAACGGACCACCUCCACACCUUGUGCACGUUCCAUAGUGGAACAUUCCUGAGAUGUUGCUUGUUUUAAAAAGAAUAGGAUGCCGACCUCACAUUCCCAGGCAGGUUUCUUUCACCCACAGAGUCAGCUAUGCACGCCCAGGUCACCUGAGCAACGCCACUUCUCUCAUUAGUGCAUUCCCAACUGUAAUUCAGUGAUUCGUGCUCCAAUCACAAUAACACCCCCUGUUUUUAAGUAGCCCAAAUUCCAUAUUUGCAUUCCUUAAGUCACUUAAUGUGUGUGUGUGUGUCUGUGUGAGCGUGUGUGUGCGCGCACACAAGCCUGGUGCUCCAAAGCAGAGAUAAUGAUCCCACUCAUAAGUGCAUUUUAUAUUGCAUUUUUUUUUACUAUAUACGUAAGGAGCGCGAGAAAGAGAAAACACAAAAAUCAUCUGCUGAGAAACUUAUUUUUCUAUGCAAGUGCUGUAAAUGUACAUAUGGUAGCUGUGUGUGUGUGUGUGUGUGCGCGCGUGCGUUGUGGUGGUGAUGCCGCUGAGGAUCACGAUUGAUUUGAACAAGGGGCUUCCAGAAAUAUUUCAUCCACGUAAACUCUUUAGAGCAGAGGAAGCUAUUUAGAAUCCCAGCCGAGAGGAGGAAAGUGUGAGCGCAGGAAAGGGAAUUUAUGAGAAAUGUUGCUGCCGCCACUUGUCUACUGAUUCCAGUUAUUAGGCAAACUACCAAGCUCACCUCAUCGUGUUGUCAAACAGUGUCACUAGAAAUAGAGAAGCAAAAAAAAAAUCAUGUUUGGUCUUACUUGUUUUCUUACAGGUCUUUCUUUUUAAGGAGAAUAAAAUAUUUAAAUUGCA
Molecule: messenger RNA, 2007 nt
Organism: Dunckerocampus dactyliophorus (ringed pipefish)
Lineage: Eukaryota; Metazoa; Chordata; Actinopteri; Syngnathiformes; Syngnathidae
Product: twinfilin-1-like
Exons: 9
Coding region: 112-1164 (350 amino acids)
Biological process (GO): positive regulation of neuron projection development; actin filament depolymerization; barbed-end actin filament capping
Cellular component (GO): myofibril; actin filament; cytoplasm
Molecular function (GO): actin monomer binding; actin filament binding
Source: RefSeq, a predicted model, not a curated record